GUGCAAAAAAAAGUGAAAAGUGAAAGACGCAAACUUCAGGCUGUGUGGAUAUUGUCAGAACGUCCGGCCUAAAACUUUAAAGCGAAGAAGAAGAAGAAAGAAAACAAGCUGGGUAUACGGAUUCUAUUUUAUUUAUGUUUUUUUCUUUGUAUCGUUAGUUUUUCACGGGAUUGAGGACUCGGUUGAGAGGAAAAAUGUCUAAAAAACCUGAUGGUUAUAGUAAUAUUGUGGAGUGUCCCUACAAUAAAGCUCAUCAAAUCGAAAAUGGUCGAAGAUUCCAGACUCAUUUAAUAAAAUGCCGCCGAGAAUACGAGAAAUGCCGCACUUUGAACAAAGUACAGUGUCCUUUUAAUGCUACACACUUGAUAAAUGAGCCUGAACGCCAGCAUCACGUGGAGAAUUGUCCGGACAGGGUGAUUGUUGACAAGUUCCGAAUGCCAGUUGUGGAUUCUGUUCAGGCACUACAAAGGGCAGACAAUAUUAAAAUGAUUCCACAAAAUCCACUGGAUGAUGAAGAAGAUUGGGAUAACGAUGCUCCAACUCAAGCUUAUGAUCCACAGAAAUAUUGUGAAGCCAACAAUAUCAUCCGUCAAUGCCAUGGGAUGCAGCCCAGCGAGAGGAAAGCCUUUAGAAAACAAGAACACUUGCGUCUGGGCGAUAUUCGAAAGACCAAAUAAUUUUAAUGAACUUUCCUCUUGAAAAAAAAAACAUUUGAUCAAAUUUCUUUUACCAUUUGAUUAAAUUCUUUAUAUCUUAUAGAAUUAUAAAAUUGUACAUUAAACCUUUUAUUUUACAAAUUGACGAAAAUGACCGUGAAAAAAUUUUAUCAAGUUUUAAAUAAAGAGAAAAACGAUAUUGUAAAGAACAGAUUUUACCAAUAAAAUUCUCAGAUGGAUUAAU
Messenger RNA from Phlebotomus papatasi, 900 nucleotides. Its product is annotated as gametocyte-specific factor 1 homolog. The transcript is spliced from 2 exons. The record is from RefSeq and is a predicted model, not a curated record. The coding region runs from base 195 to 677 and encodes 160 amino acids. NCBI's taxonomy places the organism in Eukaryota, Metazoa, Arthropoda, Insecta, Diptera, Psychodidae.